Molecule: messenger RNA, 1317 nt
Organism: Pichia kudriavzevii
Lineage: Eukaryota; Fungi; Ascomycota; Pichiomycetes; Pichiales; Pichiaceae
Exons: 1
Coding region: 1-1317 (438 amino acids)
Biological process (GO): transmembrane transport; sulfite transmembrane transport
Cellular component (GO): plasma membrane
Molecular function (GO): sulfite transmembrane transporter activity
Source: RefSeq, a predicted model, not a curated record
AUGCACAAACUGAAACAGUGUCGCAGUACAAGAGAAGCGGCCACAGAAGUAGUCCAUGGACUCGUGGAGAAUUUCCAAGCAAUCCAUUUUGUAGCAGGAAUGGGUAUAGGAAUCACGUCCAACGUGCUCUACACUUUCCCCAUUGAAGUUGUGAGACGGGGGUUCCACUAUGUAGGCCUUGUCUACUUCUUCAUCAACUUGGCGGUUGUUGCCAUAACCCACUUGUUGUUUCUGCUCAAGUACAUUGUGUUCCCGAAAAUGUACCCGGAGAGAUAUCCAACGACGUUUUGGGAGUUUGUCCAUGACGGUACAAAGAAUGUCUUUCUUGGAGCAAGCUCAAUGUCUAUUACAACCAUAGUGAAUAUGAUGUACUUAUUAAGGCCCAACUGGUGGAAAUUCGUGUGGUCAAUUUGGUGGCUCAACUUUGUACAGGCCAUUUCCAAUACUUUAAUUGUGUUUUUCUUUAUAUUUUCCAGUUCGACAAGCAAGGAGUUCCGCCAUCAGGGAAAACAAGUAUUCGUCAAGAUCAACCCUAGCAUUAUGUUACCCUUGGUGACAUGCACAGUCACCAGUGCCAGCGGAACCCAAAUCACAGAAAUCCUCCCUAGAGAGUACCAACUGGCCAUGAUGAUUAUAACAACGAUGCUCUUAAUUGUGGCCAUCUUCUCCUCCUUUGUUGCCAUUAGUGUCUUAUUCACGAGGUUCUUCAAUUUUGGAAUCCCGAAAAAUGGCGCCUCCUUCACCAUGUUUAUCCCCAUUGGAAUUAUGGGACAGGGUGGAAUCGCCAUCCUUGUCAAUUCCCAAAACAUAUGCAAUUACUACAAUGUCAUCGACGUCGUUCGUGAUGUUGGUGUUGCAUUGGGGGCAAUUCUCUCCAUUUCUCUCCUCGCCCUUGGUGUUCUCUUCACCGUGUGGGGGUGUUUGAGUGUCUUUUACGUGUACAUUGGAUGGCCGUCUCCGCAUAUGCGGGACAAGCUUGAAGUUAAUAUGCGCGGAGACCGGUUACUCAAAUGGCUCGAUUUUGAGUUGGUCUACUGGACACCGACAAUGUGGGCGGCGACGUUCCCCUUUGCCACAAUAGCGUUGUCAAGUCGUGAAGUUUGGGUGGUCAGUGGGAUCAGUGGGUUCCGGGUGUUGAGUUGCAUCUAUGGGUUUGCCGUUAUAGCCAUUACUACGUGGUGCAUGUUGGCAACGAUGUUGUUUGUUAUUCCAUGGGAGUUACGACACCGUAAGGCUGUGGAGGCACAAGAUGGGGAGGUGAAUAAACCCGAGGGGAAAGUCAAUGACGGGAUAGUCAGUUUGCGAAUAAUUGCCUAA